AACAUUGAAACCAUACAUUAACCCUCAAUUUUAUUUUUUUGUACCUCUCACUACACAAAUUCCAAUACAGUUACUUAAGAUCCAAAGCAGUUCCAGGGAUGCUAAAAGCAUGUUAUUUUCCUAUGCUUUCUCUACAUCUCACAUGAAUCCUUUCAGAAUUUGUCACAGACUCUUUAAUUGCGCUUCUUCCAUUCAUUUGAAGAAUUUGUCUAUUGUUUCCCUACCCAAAUCAGACCCAUUAGAUGUUAAUGUUGUUGAUGCCGAAUCUACCCGUGUAUCGAACUUGCAAAACAUACUGCAGUUAUGUGCUAAAUCAAGAUCUUCCAUUGCUGGAAGGGCAUGUCAUGCUCAAUUUAUUCUUGUUGGAUUUGAAACCGAUAUAUUAACAUCUAAUAUGCUGAUUAAUAUGUACUCUAAGUGUUCUUUAGUUCACGAUGCUCGCAUAGUAUUCGAUGAAAUGCCUGUUAAAAGCGUAGUUUCAUGGAACACAAUGAUUGGAGCCCUUACCAGGAUUGCAAAGGAACAAGAAGCCCUCAUGCUUUUUAUUCAAAUGCUAAGAGAGGGAACGUUGUUUAAUGAGUUUACUAUUUCUAGUGUUCUGUGUGAAUGUGCCUUCAAAUGUGCUAUACUUGAGUGUAUGCAGUUACAUGCUUUUUCAAUUAAGGUUUCUGUGGAUUCAAAUUGUUUUGUUGGAACUGCUUUACUUCAUGUUUAUGCUAAAUGUUCUUCGAUAAAAGAUGCGAGUAAGAUGUUUGAGAGUAUGCCUGAAACAAAUGCUGUUACGUGGAGUUCGAUUCUAGCGGGGUAUGUGCAAAAUGGGCUUCAUGAGGCGGCCUUGUUACUUUUUCGUGAUUAUCAAUUGAUGGGUUUUGAGCAGGACGCAUUUUUGAUAUCGUCUGCUGUUUGUGCAUGUGCAGGCCUUGCAACUUUGAUUGAAGGGAAGCAAGUGCAUGCCAUUUCUUGUAAAUCUGGAUUUGGUUCAAACAUUUAUGUUACUUCUUCUCUUAUAGACAUGUAUGCAAAAUGUGGUUGCAUAAGAGAAGCUUACAUUGUGUUUCAAGGUGAGGAGUUGAGAAGCAUUGUUUUAUGGAAUGCUAUGAUUUCUGGGUUUGGUAGACAUGCAUGCGCACUAGAGGCUAUGAUCUUAUUCGAAAAAAUGCAGCAGAGAGGCUUAUUUCCUGAUGAUGUAACAUAUGUAUCUGUACUAAAUGCAUGCAGUCAUAUGGGUUUGCAUGAACAAGGACACAAAUAUUUUGAUCUCAUGGUUAGAGAGCAUAAUCUUCGGCCGAGUGUUCUUCACUACUCGUGUAUGGUUGACAUUUUGGGUCGUGCGGGACUUGUUCACAAAGCUUAUGAUUUGAUAGAGAGAAUGCCAUUUAGUGCAACUAGUUCUAUAUGGGGUUCACUUUUGGCUUCUUGUAGAAUUCAUGGAAAUAUUGAGUUUGCUGAGAUUGCAGCCAAGCAUUUGUUUGAAAUGGAACCUGAUAAUGCCGGUAACCACGUCUUGCUAGCAAACAUAUAUGCAGCAAAUAAAAAGUGGGAGGAAGUUGCGAAAACGAGGAAGCUUCUUCGAGAUAGUGAAUUGAAGAAGGAUAGGGGUACAAGUUGGAUUGAAAUUAAGAAUAAGAUUCACUCUUUUACUGUCGGUGAAAGAAAUCAUCCACUAAUCAAUGAGAUUUAUGCCAAGUUGGAUAGUUUGGUGGAAGAGUUGGAAAAGCUGAAUUACAAGGUUGAUACCAAUAAUGACCUGCACGAUGUAGAAGAGAGCAAAAAACAGAUGCUUUUGAGGCAUCACAGUGAGAAACUUGCAAUCACCUUUGGAUUGAUGUGUUUGCCUAGUAAUAUACCAAUAAGGAUUAUGAAAAACCUUAGAAUUUGUGGUGAUUGCCAUAAUUUUAUGAAAUUUGUUUGUAAGUCUACAAGCCGAGAGAUUAUUAUUCGAGAUACAAACCGUUUUCAUCACUUUAAGGAUGGAUUAUGUUCUUGUGGAGAUUUUUGGUGAACUUUGUGGAUUCUGAUAUGUAUAAUUCUUUCAGUUAACUCCAAAUAAAGGGAGUUUUACAUCCAUCCCUGCUUUCUUAAACAACGGCAAAGAGAUUUUUAGAUGAAGGCUCAGCAUUGAUAAUCAUCAAUUCAUCUGUUGUAUAUCACAUAAGCCUUUUAUUUUAUUUUGACGAAACUGGUUGCUUUGAGUUUGUUGCAAAGUAUGACAGAGAAAGCUAUUAGGUAUCUUGUGGGAAGCAGAAUGUACAUGCAAAGGAUAAAAUGUAUUAAAGAUUCCAAAACUAAUGAUCUUACUCUUGAGCUUAUCAUGGGUCUGAAUUUCAUUCUAAGGGAAUGGAUUUCUGUCUUUGUUGCAUCAAGAAAAAGGCCCUUCAUUGA
This is a messenger RNA of Medicago truncatula (barrel medic), 2382 nucleotides long. Its product is annotated as pentatricopeptide repeat-containing protein At5g04780, mitochondrial. Gene Ontology annotation, molecular function: zinc ion binding; protein binding; RNA binding. Bases 110 to 2002 code for a protein of 630 amino acids. Gene Ontology annotation, biological process: RNA modification. The record is from RefSeq and is a predicted model, not a curated record. NCBI's taxonomy places the organism in Eukaryota, Viridiplantae, Streptophyta, Magnoliopsida, Fabales, Fabaceae. The transcript has a single exon.